Molecule: messenger RNA, 1807 nt
Organism: Jatropha curcas
Lineage: Eukaryota; Viridiplantae; Streptophyta; Magnoliopsida; Malpighiales; Euphorbiaceae
Source: RefSeq, a predicted model, not a curated record
AUGGGAGUGCGGAGCAGCGAGGCAGACACCGGAAUCCGGCGAAGAGGCUGUCUUGUACGAAAGAACGAUUUUCUUCCAGAAGAAUCAUUUCCAAAAGCUGGGGGAAAUACAUGGAAAGCUCUUAGCGAAAAAACUCCAAUGCGAUUCAAGGAAUCGGUUAUUGACCAGCCCCCCCCCCCUGAUCCAUGGACUCCACGAUUGACCAGAUCCAUGGACUCCACGGAGCUCCAUGAAAUAAAGGCUCGAAGCGAGCAUGAUAUGAAGAAGGACCUUACUUGGUGGGACUUAAUCUGGUUUGGCAUAGGGGUUGUAAUCGGGUCAGGUAUAUUUGUUCUAACCGGACUUGAGGCACGUGACCACGCCGGACCUGCUAUUCUGUUAUCUUAUGUGAUUUCGGGUGUUUCUGCUAUGCUCGCUGUGUUUUGCUAUACUGAGUUUGCUGUGGAAAUUCCAGUUGCAGGUGGAUCAUUCGCUUACCUAAGAGUAGAGCUAGGUGACUUUGUAGCCUUCAUUGCCGCCGGAAACAUCCUCUUCUAGGUAUUGAUCGGCGGAUGCUGCGGUGGCUGUUCAUUGACAUCAAUUUUCGCAACUCUCUGCAACCACAAUCCAGACGACUUCCGUAUAAUAGUCCCACAGUUUCCUGACGACUACGGCCAUUCUUAGACCCCAUUGCGGUUUGUUGUUUCUUCAGUCAUAUUAUUCCUCGCUGUUUCUAGCACCAAAGGCUCAUCUCGCUUUAAUUACAUCGCUUCCUUGUUCAUUGUCAUCACUAUCGUCUUCAUCAUCAUUGCUGGUCUUACCAAAGCAGAAAGCAAAACUUUCUCCUUUACACCUCACGGUGCUCUAUUUUUUGUUGCAUCAAGGCUGUUGUUUUUCUUCGCUUAUGUUGGAUUGAUGCAAUUGCCAACCAAUGGCAGAAAACUAAAAAACCCAGCUCGCGAUAUUCCUAUAGGGAUUUAGUGGGAUCGGAUGACAAGUAAUCGCAUUAGCAUAUUGGUCUAUUAAGCUGCCACAUUAUGGCUUAAUGGUUCCAUACAGCAGCUUUGAUUCCUGAUGCUGCAUUUUUCUGUGGCAUUUGAAUAUGUGGGGUUGAGUUGGGCAAUAUAUACUGUUGGUCAAGCUCGAUUGACUACUGCUUUGCUUGUCGGAGCUGUUGGUCAAGCUCGAUAUCUAACUCAUAUUUCUCGAACCCACAUGAUGCCACCAUGGUUAGCUCAUGUUAAUGGAAGAACAGGAACACCAGUAAAUGCUACUAUUGUUAUGAUUACAGCAACCGCCAUUGUUGCUUUCUUUACUAAAAUGGAUAUUUUAGCUAAUCUUCUCUCUAUUUCUACCUUGUUUAUUUUCACUCUGGUGGCUGUUGCUCUUCUUGUUCGUCGUUACUAUGUUACUGGAGUCACUGCGCCUGUAAAUCGAGUUAAGCUAGUGGUAUGUAUAUUAUUAAUUCUUGCUUCUUCUAUUGCUACUGCUAUUAUCUGGGCUGAAAAUGGAGAUGGUUGGAUUGGAUAUGUUAUUACUAUACCCAUUUGGUUUUUGGCUACUUUAGGGCUUAAGAUUUUUGUUCCACAAGCCAAGGAUCCAAAACUAUGGGGUGUUCCAUUUGUGCCAUGGUUGCCUUCUGCUUCAAUUCUUAUUAAUAUUUUUCUUCUAGGGUCUAUAGACGGUUUGUCGUUUGCUAGGUUUGGUGUAUGGACUGGCGUUUUGUUGAUAUAUUAUUUGUUAUUUGGAUUACAUGCCUCUUAUGACAUUGCUAAGGGUUUUACUAAUGAUUCUAUAAAUCCUAGCGAGUAAGGAAUUAUUUUUUAUA